Messenger RNA from Cynoglossus semilaevis (tongue sole), 1261 nucleotides. RefSeq names its product olfactory receptor 52B2-like. Gene Ontology annotation, molecular function: odorant binding; G protein-coupled receptor activity; olfactory receptor activity. Gene Ontology annotation, cellular component: membrane. Gene Ontology annotation, biological process: G protein-coupled receptor signaling pathway; detection of chemical stimulus involved in sensory perception of smell. The record is from RefSeq and is a predicted model, not a curated record. NCBI's taxonomy places the organism in Eukaryota, Metazoa, Chordata, Actinopteri, Pleuronectiformes, Cynoglossidae.
CUCUGCUGUUCAAGGGAGCAACAGAGGAGAGCAUGUUCUGAAGUAGAUUAAAACAAUCAAAAAUAAAUUAUUUGCACAGUUAUUGUGGAUGUAGCCUGAAUUGAACUUUUGGGGAUUUGCUGUUGUUUGCUUUGUGUGUUGCUCAACAGUUAUGUUGUGUAUUAAUGUUUUAGAGCAACUGAGUCAUGGUGCUGGAUGACUGAAAAAUACAACUGAGUGGCAAUAUUCAAUUUUGCAUUUUCAAAUUUUUUUUUUACAGGUGAAAAUCAGUUUCUCAUCAAAAAGAAGACGUCCUCACAGAGAGAGACGGACAGCGAUGUACCCGAACGCAUCUUCCUUACUAACACUAGAGACACUGGGUUUGUCUGGUGUCACCAUUUAUCCUGCAUUUGUGUUUGCCACGCUGACCUACAUGUUGAUCAUGUUCUUCAACUUGCUCCUACUGCUGGUUAUUGCUCUGAAUAAGAAGCUCCACAGACCCAUGUUCAUCCUGCUGAUCAACCUGCCCAUCAGCGACAUGACAGGUGCCACAGCUCUUUUCCCUCAGCUGCUCUCCAGCAUGGUGACUCAGAACAGACAGAUCUCUCACUCUGCCUGCAUGGCUCAGGCUUUCCUGAUUCAUUUCUACGGCACGGGGAACCUGCUCAUCCUCACAGCCAUGGCCUACGACAGAUACGUGGCCAUCUGUAGUCCUUUGAAGUACAACGCCAUAAUGACUCCAAAUAAAUUGACCAGUAUUGUCAUUGCAGUAUGGCUCAUGAACUUCCUGCUCAUAGUCACGUUGAUAUUGUUGCUUGCACGUUUUAAGUCGUGCAGGAUGACCAUCGUGGAUCUUUACUGUAACAAUCCCUCACUGCUGAAGACGGUGUGUGAGGACACCACAGUCAACAACAUCUUUGGACUAAUAUUCAUCUUCCUGCUACAGGGUGGAACUACAGUUCUUGUCAUAUUCUCGUACGCACAGAUUCUGCGCACGUGUGUCAUGAGCAAACAGACAGACGCAAGUAGAAAAGCCCUGCAGACGUGCGGCACGCAUUUGAUGGUUUUCAUCCUCCUUCAGAUCAAUACUUUAGUGACCCUCAUCUCUCAUCGAUUAGGGGGUGUAUCCCCGUUCCUCAGGAGACUUCUUGGAAUGUCCGUCCUUCUGUUUCCCCCCUUUUUAGACCCCAUUAUAUAUGGACUUAAAACGUCAGAACUGAAGCAGGGCAUCAAAAUGUUCAUGAAGAGAAUUGUAGUUGCAGGUUGUAGGAUAAAUCCAUAA